Molecule: messenger RNA, 3931 nt
Organism: Grus americana (Whooping crane)
Lineage: Eukaryota; Metazoa; Chordata; Aves; Gruiformes; Gruidae
Gene: ARHGEF16
Product: Rho guanine nucleotide exchange factor 16
Exons: 15
Coding region: 255-2381 (708 amino acids)
Biological process (GO): activation of GTPase activity
Molecular function (GO): protein binding; guanyl-nucleotide exchange factor activity
Source: RefSeq, a predicted model, not a curated record
GGCGCGGGUAGGUGCGGGGCCGGGCCGGGCCGGGCGGGACCGGCCGCACCAGGGCGAGCGGCUGCCGGGCGUCCUCCGGAGGAGGGGGCGGCACAGCCCCGGCAGAGCCCCGAGCAGGGCCCGGCUCCUCCGGCUCCUCCCCGAGCCCUGCCCUGCCCGGCUGCCCCGGGAGGAGGCGGGUCCCGGCGCCGCUGAGCGCCUCUUCCGCGGCGGGGAGCGGGCCGCGCUGCUUCCUGGUUCGCUGUGGCACCAUCAUGUCUCGGAGCCCCCCUGGCAGCUCUGUGGAUGACAAGACCUUUCUCCUGGAGUACCGAUGCCACCCAGUGCGGCCAGAGCCCCUCAGCCCGACCGACCUCCCUGGGAAGCGCAGCUCCGCCACAGUGCCCGAUGCUGCCUCGCUGUCGGCACUGGGCUCUCCCACCUCGGCCGAGCCCCGCCGCAUCAUCCUCAGCACGGACAGCCCGGCUGCCCUGAAGAUGGGAACCCAGCAGUUGAUCCCCAAAAGCUUGGCUGUUUCCACCAAGACCAAGAACAGCCCCUCCCGGCCCCAGAGCUUUGGGGCAGCUGGCUCGAGCCGGGAGCCCCUGAGUCCCAACCCGAAGCGGGCGUCCAUCCCCAGCUUCUCCCUGGAGGUGGAGGAGGAGGAUGACGAUGUGGGGGCCAUCAAGCGCAACCUGAGGAACUCGUCCUACCGCGCGGCCAUGAAGGGCCUGGAUGCGGAGCCGGAGCCAGUGAACACCGUCCCCUUGCUGAAACCCGCGUCGGAGGAGGGCAGCGCCCUGCCUACUCGCAGCCCUGUCAGGAACAAGAGAACCUUUGGGCGGAAGCGGGUGCAGAAGCGUGGUGGCUCCUUCAAGGACCAGCCCCGGCUGUAUCAGGAAAUCCGUGAGAGAGGUCUGAACUCUGUCAGCCAUGAGUCAGAUGAGGAUUUGCUGGAUGAAUCCAUCCCAGAAGAGCCGUCCCCUCUGGGUGCCACUAUCGUGGUGCAGAGGUAUCGCCCGGCGCAGGUGACCUGGAGCCAGCUCCCAGAGGUGCUGGAGGCCGGGCUGCUGCAGAAGAUCAGCCCCGAGGAGCGCAAGCGGCAGGAGGCGAUGUUUGAGAUCAUCACGUCUGAGUACUCCUACAUGCACAGCCUGAGCAUCCUGGUACACCGCUUCAUGAGGUCGGAGGAGCUGAAGGAGACCAUGACUCAGACAGAGCACCACCACCUCUUCUCCAACAUCAACGACAUCCUGACGGUCAGCACGAGCUUCUUUGAAGACUUAGAGAAGCGGCACCAGGAAAACCUCCUAAUUCCUGACAUCAGCGACAUAGUGGAAGAACACGCCUCGAACCACUUCAGCCCUUAUAUCAGCUACUGCUCCAAUGAAGUCUACCAGCAGAGGACACUUCAGAAGCUGCUAGCCACAAACCCCUUAUUUAAAGAGACCUUGAAACAAAUUGAAAGAAAACCAGAAUGUGGAGGCCUGCCAGUGAUAUCAUUUCUCAUUCUCCCUAUGCAGAGAGUAACACGGCUUCCUCUGCUCUUAGAUACUGUCUGUCAAAAAACAAAAGCAUGCACUGCAGCGUACGGAGCUGCCACCAGAGCUCUGAAAGCCAUCAGCAAGCUGGUUAAGAACUGCAAUGAGGGAGCUCGUACUAUGGAGAGGAUGGAGCAGAUGUACACCCUGCAGCAGCAGCUGGAAUUUGGAAAGAAGAAGCCUUUACCCCUGAUUUCUGCUUCCCGGUGGCUGCUGAAGCGGGGGGAGCUGUACCUGCUGCUGUCGGAGGAGGCGGGCAUCUUCCGCCGAGGCACCGGCAGGCUCUGCUAUGUCUUCUUGUUCAACGACGUCCUGAUCGUAACCAAGAAGAAGAGUGAGGAGAGCUACGCCGUCAUGAACUAUGCCACGCUGGACCAGAUCACGGUGGAGAAGAUCGAGAGCGGGGACCCACCUUCCCCUCCUCCCAGCAAGACCGGGAGCAGCGGCACGGCUCGCGGCGCGGCUGGGGGGCACCUGCUCCGGGUGGUGAUGGAGAAGGACAGCGAGGGCAGGCGGGAGGAGAUCGUGCUGUCGGCAGAGACGCUGAGCGACCGGGCCCGGUGGAUCACCGCGCUGAUGCACAGAGAGAGGGAAAAGCCUGACACCACUCCUAAAGGAGAUCUGAGCCAAGUGGAGAUAACCCAUGCCUACCUGGCUAAAGAGGCGGAUGAGAUUUCCCUGCAGCAGGCUGACGUCGUGCUGGUGCUGGACGGAGAGGACGGCUGGUACUGGGGUGAGAGGCUGAGGGACGGUGAACGGGGCUGGUUUCCCCAGUCCUGCACUCGGCAGAUCACCAGCCGCGCAGCAGUGGAGUGCAACGUCCGCCGGAUGGAGCGGCUGCGGAUAGAGACCGACGUGUAGGCUUACAGCCAAGGAACGACGCCUCUGUCGUGACUUAUUUCGGGGGUCUUCAAACCUCUGCAGACUGAGCCCAUGGCAAGAAGGGAGUGGGAGACCUUUUCUUCUUGCAUUUCACUUGUCUUGAGCAGUCACAGGUGGCAGAUCGUAUUGUUUGGGACCGGUCUUUGUAGCGGCCAUGACAGCAGCUAAUUAAUGUGAGACCUGGCAUCCGAGCGCUUCUGGCCAGCGCUGAUAUUAAUGACCUGGAACAGGCUUCAAGAGGCAGCCACGGUGCUGGCGUAAGGUGAAAAGGCUGCGGCUGCUGUUCUGGGCUCUGUGAAGCGGCUCGUGCUGCCAGCUCUCUCCCUGCUGAGGUCUGGGCUGUUGCCUGGUGGCGGCGGCUGCACGCCUUGCGUGGGAAGUCCCGGGGCUGGGGGAGAGCAUACCUGAAUCGAGAAUUUUUAGGAACUGAAAUCUAUAUGCUAGGCUUAUUCCUUGACCCAAUUUUUCCCUCUUCUUUUUUCUUUUUUUUCUUUUUUUUUCUUUCUUCUCCCCCUCCACCCUCCCACCCCCCAUUAUUCUUGGCUCUCUUGAACACAACUGUGACCUCGGCAGGGUGAGGUGGUGCCCACUGACUUUCGGUCACUUGCUAAACCAGCAGAUGCCGGAGGUGAUUCUCACGGAGUCAGCUUAGGGCCAGAAAGGGGACGCUCCAGCCAGGGGAAGUGAUUUGCAAGGCCCACCAGACAAGCAAGCCAGGAGCAGGAAGAAGAGCAGCAGUGCCGCAGCUCCGGGCUGCCUUUCCCGAGCGCUGAGGUGGGCAGCUGGACGUGCCCAGGCACAGCUGGAGGGGGACAGAGGCACCGAGGUCGGAACCUCAGCCUCCCCGAGGCAGGGCGCUCCCCUCUCCCCCAGAACUGGCACCGAGAAGCGAUGACCCAGGAGGGCCGCGGCAGGGUAGUUCUCUCGCCGUAGCUGAGCGCUUUGCGUCUGGGGUUUGCAGGAGCCCGAUGUUGAACGCCGUAGGGCCCUUGGGGCAGGGGCAGGAGCGGGGGCCGGGCGGCUCUGCCCGCUGGGCUGUGAUGCUCAGCCGGCUGCACCUUGCUGGGGGGAACCGGCAGCUGUGAUUUCUGGGUGAGGAACGCUCCCUGGUGUUGGAUUCACAGGGGCAGCGUGUUGUAAUGUGUCUGUUCUGAUCCAACUGUUAAAGGAUUAAUUGGAUUAACAAUAAAUUAAUGGAUCCCGAUGAAACACAUGUUCUCCUUGCCCAAAGUGGAACCCCAUGCAACGUCAGCAGCACCCAUGGGUUCCUGUGUUUCCCCUGUCAGAGGUGACGGGUGUCCCUGAACACGACAGCGCCGUGCCGACACCAAGGAGCCAAAUUUCCCCAUUACGAGCUCCAGAAAGCAAGCGUCCUUCUGCUUACACCAUCAUUCUGGCCUCUGCUCCUUCUCGACACACGCGCAUCUCGGGAACACCCCUUCAGAGGAGCUGACAAACUGCUGCCAGUUGCAGCACAUUCCGAGCGUCAGGGACUGAGAGAGACCAGAUAAACAGAAAUACAGCGAGGC